Atta colombica is the source of this 310-nucleotide messenger RNA. RefSeq names its product eclosion hormone (gene Eh). The transcript has 3 exons. The record is from RefSeq and is a predicted model, not a curated record. Bases 50 to 310 code for a protein of 86 amino acids. Gene Ontology annotation, biological process: ecdysis, chitin-based cuticle; neuropeptide signaling pathway. Lineage: Eukaryota; Metazoa; Arthropoda; Insecta; Hymenoptera; Formicidae. Gene Ontology annotation, molecular function: ecdysis-triggering hormone activity.
GCAACAAUUCCAACAGCUUCACCUUCUCAAGCUGCCGUACCGAUCAGUCAUGCCAAGCUUAUCAAACCGAAUAAUGGUACUGCUUAUCAUGGUUUUCGCCAUUCUCUGCUUUACGGUAUCUACUAAUGCCGAACGAAAUAUUGGUGUUUGCAUACGAAACUGCGCGCAAUGCAGAAAGAUGUUCGGCGUGUAUUUCAUGGGUCAGAAGUGCGCGGACUUCUGCAUGAAGUAUAAGGGAAAGCUCAUUCCAGAUUGCGAGGACGAGUAUUCCAUUCGUCCUUUUCUUCAAGUAGCAGAGUAUGAUUAUUAA